Neogale vison (American mink) is the source of this 942-nucleotide messenger RNA. RefSeq names its product olfactory receptor 145. The coding region runs from base 10 to 942 and encodes 310 amino acids. Gene Ontology annotation, molecular function: G protein-coupled receptor activity; odorant binding; olfactory receptor activity. Gene Ontology annotation, biological process: sensory perception of smell; G protein-coupled receptor signaling pathway. The record is from RefSeq and is a predicted model, not a curated record. Gene Ontology annotation, cellular component: membrane. The transcript has a single exon. Lineage: Eukaryota; Metazoa; Chordata; Mammalia; Carnivora; Mustelidae.
UUAAUAAGAAUGGAAGCUGAGAACUCCUCCGUGACAGAGUUUAUCCUCGCAGGCUUAACCAACCAGUCGGGACUCCAGCUCCCUCUCUUCUUCCUGUUUUUAGGUUUCUAUGUGGUCACGGUGGUGGGGAACCUGGGCCUGAUAACACUAAUUGGGCUGAAUUCUCACCUACACACCCCCAUGUACUUUUUCCUCUUUAACUUGUCCUUCAUAGAUUGCUGCUAUUCCACUGUUAUCACACCCAAGAUGCUGAUGAGUUUUGUCUUGAGGAAGAACAUCAUCUCCUACGCAGGGUGUAUGACUCAGCUCUUCUUCUUUCUUUUCUUUGUUGUCUCUGAGUCCUUCAUCCUGUCAGCAAUGGCAUAUGACCGCUACGCCGCCAUCUGUAACCCACUGGUGUACACGGCCACCAUGUCUCCUCAGGUCUGCUUACUCCUUCUGCUGGGUGUCUAUGGGAUGGGAUUUGCUGGGGCCAUGGCCCACACAGCAUGCAUGGUGAGACUGACCUUCUGCGGCAAAAAUCUGCUUAACCACUACAUGUGUGACAUCCUUCCCCUUCUUGAGCGCUCUUGCACCAGUACCUAUGUAAAUGAGCUGGUCGUUUUUGUUGUUGUGGGCAUUGAUAUUGGUGUGCCCACAGUUACCAUCUUCAUUUCUUAUGCCCUCAUCCUCUCCAGCAUCCUCCGUAUUCAUUCUACCAAAGGCAGGUCCAAAGCCUUUAGCACCUGCAGCUCCCACAUAAUUGCAGUGUCUCUCUUCUUUGGCUCAGGGGCAUUUAUGUAUCUCAAACCAUCCUCUCUUUUACCUAUGAAUCAGGGGAAAGUGUCCUCAUUGUUCUACACCAUCGUUGUGCCCAUGCUCAACCCGCUAAUCUAUAGCUUGAGGAAUAAGGAUGUCAAAGUUGCUCUGAAGAAAACAUUAAGGAAAAAACCAUUCUCUUGA